AUGGAAUCUACAGGUGUCCCGGGAAGGAUUCACAUGAGCAGAUCAACCUAUGAGCGUGUUCAUGACUUGGGAUUCAAGUUUGAGGAAAGAGACGAAAUUAUGGUAAAAGGAAAAGGCAAGAUGAAAACCUAUUUACUUCACAGCAAGCACCACUUGCCAGCUUUGGAAGAAUAUGACAUUACAGUUAGUACAGACGCUAUUCCAGUGGAGAAUAAUGGAUUGGAAGCAGCAAGAUUAAAUAUUCCAAAAGUGAAAAGCAUGUCUGGUCUCUCCCAAAUAUCAAACUUGGACGACUAUAUGGUUUCAAAUAGGUCUGAAACAAGAAGUUAUGGGUCCAUGAGCCAAAGAGGAAGCGCUGAAGAUUUUAGUAAAUAUCAAUAA
This is a messenger RNA of Naegleria gruberi, 381 nucleotides long. RefSeq lists its product as uncharacterized. Lineage: Eukaryota; Heterolobosea; Eutetramitea; Acrasida; Naegleriidae. Gene Ontology annotation, molecular function: peptide receptor activity; guanylate cyclase activity. The transcript has a single exon. Bases 1 to 381 code for a protein of 126 amino acids. The record is from RefSeq and is a predicted model, not a curated record. Gene Ontology annotation, biological process: cGMP biosynthetic process; receptor guanylyl cyclase signaling pathway; intracellular signal transduction.